ACGGUUUCAUUGUGAGUGGCUAAGCGCAUCUGUCUUUGGGUUAGCGGUCAAUGUUCUUUCUUGAAUCUGUUUAAUUUUCCCCCAUUUUUAGAUAGAGCAAUGUCGUAAAAGUCGUAAUUAGAAAUUCUUGUUUCAACGGACAUCAUCUUGAAUAACGAGUUACGAUCCCACAUUAUUUCCUUCCUCUUUUUAAGCACGAUUCCUUUUCAAAGUUCCAACUGCAAAAAAGGCAGAAAAGCAAGAAACUAGAGGAGAAAUCGAUGAGGCCUAUCACAAAUAGUGUUGCCAUGCUUUUAUCUUUCUCCCUUUGCCUCUCUUUCUUGCCCUUACUAAACGCUGCUGGUAACAACACCUUAUUAGUUGCGGAAACCUGUCAAAAGGUGAAAAACACGGAUCUCUGCAUCUCAAGCCUUGAGGCUGAACAUGCCACCCAAGACGCCGACCUAGCUGCCCUCGCCUUGAUAGCUAUCAAGGUCGCUUCCAACAAUGGGUCGGACACAUCCGUUUACAUGAAGAAGACUCUCGAUGGUACAACAUUGGAGCCUGCCGUCGAGCAGAACUUCGAGGACUGCUUAGACAAUUACGGAUCCGCAAUGCAGCAGCUUGAUGAUUCCCUGGCAGCCCUGGUAUCAAGGAAUUACAAAGAUGUGAAAACCUGGUUGCAAGUUGCCAUUGAUGAUGCAACCACUUGUGAGACUGGGCUGAAGCAACGCCCCGGCAACGACUCGGACCUGUUAAAUAAGAAUAAUAUCUUUCUCCAACUAUGCAGCAAUGCAUUGGACAUCGUCAAUGUUUUGGCUUCAAAUUAGGUGAUGUACCGGCCUAGCUAUUUUCAUUUGCUGCUAUUAAUUGAUUAUGCCAAGUACUUUCGAGAGCACUAUACAUACUUUUAUUGUAUCAGGCUACGUCGCUAAUAAGGGUUUUUGGAGCAGAAGACAAUUGGGUUUUGUGCAUAUAUGUUUCUGAUCAUACAAAUUAAAAGGGACAAACAUGCCUGAUCGUGUCCCAAUUCUCUUUUUAUAUGUCAGUGGCUUUUAAUGGAAUAUAUUGUCUUCUAAUGAGUAAUAAUUGUGCUUGUUACUUUCAAAGU
Molecule: messenger RNA, 1090 nt
Organism: Durio zibethinus
Lineage: Eukaryota; Viridiplantae; Streptophyta; Magnoliopsida; Malvales; Malvaceae
Source: RefSeq, a predicted model, not a curated record